ACUCCAACCAACGGUCCAACAGUCCUACCCUAACCCCUUUUUGUCUGUGUCAUUCGCUCUCAAGUCCCACCUAGGGUUACGUUCAGAAUGAAACGUUCCUUUGAAUUCUUCGAGCUAUCAGACGACGACUGGCCUGAAGAACACUCCUUCAAACCCUCAAGAGUCCUGAAAACCGAUCUCGUAGACCUCCCUCCUCCAAUUGAGUCAUUCUCUUAUUCUAAAUCCAACAAUUAUUCUGAACGUCCCACAACCGAUUUUAUUGAAAUUGGCGACAGCUCUUCCGACGAAAUCGGGAAUCAAGCCGAGAAUUUAGAUGACGCGGAAGAGGAGCCAGAGAAGGUGAAGAGAAUCCGCAGCCGUCGUAGAUUCGUCAUUGAGGAUGAGGACGAGGAUGAUGGUCAUGAAGUGAAGCAUACUAAGAUGCCGCGUGCGGUACCAAGAUUUGAUGAUGAUGUUGAAGAGUUGGAAUUGGGGUUGCACUCGGAAUUCGAAGUGCAGGAGCAGGGUCCGGAGGAAGAGAAAAAUGAAACCGAUCUUGUCGUCAAGGCAUUGCACAAAUGCGGUAAAAUAUCUUCUGACCUGAAGAGAGAGCUGUAUGGCUCAGCAAAUACGGCUUGUGAACGCUUCUCCGAAGUUGAAGAAGUUUCUUCACUGAGAAUGGUAUCUCAGGAUGAUGUGAAUGAAGCAUGUGUUGCGGAGGACUCGGAUUUCAAGCCAGUUCUGAAACCAUACCAGCUUGUUGGAGUCAAUUUCCUGAUUCUUUUAUACAGAAAGAAAAUAGGAGGAGCAAUACUGGCAGAUGAGAUGGGUCUUGGCAAGACAAUACAGGCCAUUACAUACUUAACCCUGCUCAACCAUUUGGAACAUGAUAUUGGGCCCCAUUUAAUUGUUUGCCCUGCUUCUCUUUUGGAGAACUGGGAAAGAGAGCUCAAAAAAUGGUGUCCCAAUUUCACUGUCCUUCAAUAUCAUGGUGCUUCCCGGUCUGCUUAUUCCAGAGAUUUGAGCUAUCAGGCUAAGGCUGGAAUACCACCACAAUUUAAUGUUAUACUUGUCUGUUACUCACUCUUUGAACGCCACAGUGCACAACAGAAAGAUGACCGCAAAGUUUUAAAACAGUGGCGAUGGAGCUGUGUUUUACUGGACGAGGCUCAUGCAUUGAAGGAUAAGAAUAGUUACAGAUGGAAAAAUUUAAUGUCCCUGGCACGAAAUGCAAAUCAACGCCUGAUGCUUACAGGAACACCACUGCAGAACGGUUUGCAUGAACUGUGGUCAAUGCUGGAGUUUAUGAUGCCUAAUCUAUUUGAAACAAAAGAUGUUGAUGUGAAAAAACUUUUUAAUGCUGAAGAUAAAGACUUGAUUGCUCAGAUAAAAUCUAUACUUGGGCCAUUUAUUUUGAGAAGAUUGAAAUCAGAUGUAAUGAAGCAGCUGGCCCCCAAGAUUCAAAAGGUUCAUUAUGUAUUCAUGGGGCAAGAACAAGGAGGCGUGUAUAAAGAAGCAAUUGAAAAUUAUCGCACAGCUUCUCUUGCGCGCAUGCGAAAGCUGUCAGGAACUGACUUGAAUAAUGAUGCUGGGGUUUUCCCUAAAAAACAGAUUUCGAACUAUUUUAUUGAAUUCCGCAAGAUUGCAAACCAUCCAUUGUUAGUGAGACGCAUUUACAGUGAUAAUGAUGUUGUUCAAAUUGCUAAAACGCUGCGUGCAAGAGGUGCCUUUGGUUUUGAAUGCACUGUGGACAAAGUUAUUGAAGAACUCAAGGGUUACAAUGACUACUCUAUUCACAAGCUUUUACUAUGUUAUGGUGUGUAUGAUACAAAAGGAGUUCUUUCAGACAAACAUGUUAUGAGUUCAGCAAAGUGUCAGGCGUUAGCCGACAUUCUCCCUUCUCUAAAGAAAUCUGGGCAUCGAGUCCUUAUAUUCAGCCAAUGGACGUCAAUGCUUGACAUCCUUGAAUGGGCUUUGGAUGUCAUAGGAAUCACUUACAGGCGGCUUGAUGGAAGUACUGCUGUGGUAGAGAGACAAUCUCUUGUAGAUACCUUCAAUAAGGACACUUCUAUAUCAGCAUUCUUGCUCUCCACUAGGGCAGGAGGACAGGGGUUGAACCUGACUGGCGCUGAUACUGUGAUAAUACAUGACAUGGAUUUUAAUCCCCAAAUGGACCGUCAAGCUGAAGACCGCUGCCAUCGCAUUGGACAGACAAAACCAGUUACAAUAUACAGACUGGUGACGAGAGAGACUGUUGAUGAGGAUGUAUACCAAAUUGCGAAGCGAAAGCUUACAUUGGACGCAGCAGUUCUCGAGGCUGAAGUUGAAGUGGAAAAUGAAAGAGAUUUCUCUAUCAAGUCUAUGGGGGAGAUCUUAUCAUCACUACUACUUAACACUUCUCAUCCUUAAAUUAUUAUUCAUCAGCGGAAGAAAAAGAAAAGGAAAAAAAUACUCAUUACGGGACAUGCUCUUAAGCUGGAAUUUUCCAAGGUAAAAAUGCAAGAGAAAUUAAUUUUUGUGACAAUCUCUAUCAGGAUAGGUCUGCCUCAGACUUGAUCGCUUUUGGGCCUUCAGAGGAAAUAGAGACCUAUGUCAAGAGUCUUAUGUCCAAGUCUUGCCUAAUUCGAGCAAGGCUUCGAAUAUCUACUCAUUAAACACAUCGAUAUGUAGACAUAGUGGCUGUGUUCUUCAAUUUAUUUCUGUAACAAACCUUACAGAUAAAUCAGAUUGGUAGUACAUAAUAUUAUUAUUAUGCAUAAAAAACCAGAUCAGUCUGGACUAGGUGUAGACCUGUUUUGUUGCUAAUAUAUACUGGCUGUUUCCGGGUAAACUGGCAGGUCCUGGCGGCUUGGUUCUUGAUGGCCUGACUCUCUUUUUAACCCUACAAUUAAUGAAAAUGAAUUAAAAUCA
This is a messenger RNA of Cuscuta epithymum, 2889 nucleotides long. The record is from the annotation of a GenBank genome assembly. NCBI's taxonomy places the organism in Eukaryota, Viridiplantae, Streptophyta, Magnoliopsida, Solanales, Convolvulaceae.